GCUUGAGCUCAGAACGCCGUCGCCCCCCAGCCGCUACAGGGGCGGCUCCGCCAUUCGUUCCCGUCAGCCCCGCCUCGGUCCCCUGAGACCCGCGCCUGGAGCCCAGGCCAGGCCUCUGACCGGCCCCCGGAGCCCUGCGUGGACUCGCCCACGGCGACAGCGAUCUGCUCUGGAACUCAGAAGCUGGGUCUGCAAAGCGUCAGCCCUGUGCUCGCCACCGUCACCUGCUGGUUGGAUUCCGGAAACCCACUGUCCGAAGACCACUGAAAGGAGUCGCCGACGCCCAAAAUCGAACUCGUCUGGACUGAAAGCUCCCUUCACCUCUGGCUUCCCUCUGCUCUUUUUAAUCCGUUCUAUAAGCCUUGAGGAAGUUUCUGGGCCCUGAAACCAUCCCCCCACCACAAAGUAGCUGGGGUGAGCCCCAAACCUUGCUGCUUGUACUCCAAGCGCUUGUGCCUCCAACCCAGCGAGUCUGAACGUUAAAACCCAAUUCUUCACACAUCCAGGACGUUCUGCCUUUUCUUCUCUUGCAGUGUCUCCUGUACCCCCCAAAAUUUCCCCUCCUCCUGUGUCCCCUUCGCCCCCCUCCUUUGGGGGCCCCGUGACCCUGAAUGUGGGGGGCACGCUAUAUUCCACCACUUUGGAGACCCUGACCCGCUUCCCAGACUCGAUGCUGGGGGCCAUGUUUAGGGCUGGCACCCCCAUGCCCCCCAACCUCCACCCGCAGGGAGGCGGCCACUACUUCAUCGACCGGGAUGGCAAGGCCUUCCGGCAUAUCCUCAAUUUCCUACGGCUGGGCCGCCUGGACCUGCCCCGCGGGUACGGGGAGACUGCGCUUCUCAAGGCAGAAGCUGACUUCUACCAGAUCCGGCCCCUUCUGGAUGCCCUGAGCGAACUGGAGACAUCUCGGGGGGCCCCUGCACCCACAGCUGCCCUGCUCCACGCAGAUGUGGAUACCAGCCCCCGCCUGGUGCACUUCUCUGCUCGCCGGGGCCCUCACCACUAUGAGCUGAGCUCCGUCCAGGUGGACACCUUUCGUGCCAACCUCUUCUGCACUGACCCCGAGUGUCUGGGUGCCUUGCGGGUCCGAUUUGGUGUGGCAAAUGGGGACAAAGCAGAGGGGAGCCCACACUUUCGGUUGGAGUGGGCCCCCCGCCCCGUGGAACUCCCCGAGGUGGAGUAUGGGAGACUGGGGCUGCAGCCGCUGUGGGCUGGGGGGCCAGGAGAGCAGCGGGAGGUAGUGGGCACACCCGGCUUCCUGGAGGAGGUGCUGCGGGUGGCCCUGGAGCACGGCUUCCGCCUGGACUCCGUCUUCCCCGACCCUGAGGACCUGCUCAACUCCCGAUCUCUGCGCUUUGUCCGGCACUGAGGAUGCGGCCCUCAGUUUCAUCGUGGGGGGAGAGGGAAUGGGGCAGAUGCGGGAUGGGGCUCCCGGAAGCCUCUUCCCAGCUUUUCCUAGGGAACUUUGAGAGUCAGGGGUCCCACUGCACCUGAUUUGGAGCCCAUAUGUGGGCAGGAAUUCCCAAACCUGAGCACACCUGAGUGCUCACACGUGAUCCAGAGGAUCUGGAGUGUUACUAUA
Messenger RNA from Trichechus manatus latirostris (Florida manatee), 1582 nucleotides. RefSeq names its product potassium channel tetramerization domain containing 11 (gene KCTD11). The record is from RefSeq and is a predicted model, not a curated record. The transcript has a single exon. Gene Ontology annotation, biological process: positive regulation of neuron differentiation; protein homooligomerization. Lineage: Eukaryota; Metazoa; Chordata; Mammalia; Sirenia; Trichechidae. The coding region runs from base 671 to 1369 and encodes 232 amino acids.